Molecule: messenger RNA, 1656 nt
Organism: Dermacentor andersoni
Lineage: Eukaryota; Metazoa; Arthropoda; Arachnida; Ixodida; Ixodidae
Source: RefSeq, a predicted model, not a curated record
UCGCUCAGCAGUGAAGACUUCUCCGAUGACGACUUUCAGUUAGUGAGGAGCUGCAAGGCGAAACGAAGAAACACCAGGACCUACCUGUCUUCAAGCACGUCGACUGUAGGAGCAACUCAGAAUCCUUCAGUCAGUACGAUUCUAUUUGUACCAGAACUUGCUACCGACAACCUGAAGCGACUCAACAGACAGUCUGUCUCUAUGCUUCUUGAAGCAGUGACACCAAAUCAAGUCGCGGAUGUCAGAGUCAACGCACGAAAAAAUGUCUUGGCUAUUGACACUGUACAUGAGACUGUGCUGCAAACUUUGAGCAAACUUACGGAACAUGGCGGCAAGAAGGUCCGCUCGUAUAUUCCACUGGACAGUGACACUACUACUGGUGUCAUCUACGACGUUGACGUCUCCAUCUCCAGCGCUGACUUGCCUAUUCUAGUGAAGCCAGCCGCUAAUGGCUUCGCCAUAACUCGCACGUCUCGACUCGGCGAAUCCCGCUGUAUGAAGCUAAUUUUCAAGGGCCAAUCUCUUCCCUCACACGACGAGGUGGGACACUUUAGACACCCCAUACGAUCAUUUAUCCGAAGGCCACUCCAAUGCUGCAACUGCAUGAGGCUGGGGCACAUAAGUGCUGUGUGCGAGAACAUGAGAGCUUGCUCGCGCUGCGCAGAGCCCCACGCUGCAGAUUCCUGUAUAGCCACUGUUCUCAAAUGCCCCAAUUGCAUUGGGUCCCAUGAUGCUACAUCAAAGGACUGUCCCAAAAUGAAGAAGGAAUGGGAGGUAUUCAAGCAGAUGGCGAGAGCCCGUUUAUCUUGUCAGGAAGCUGUUGUGGCCGUUAGAAAGCGACGCUCCAAACACUGUCAAACUUCAAAGAACACAGAUGCCUCCUUGAAGAGCAUGCCACAACCGACAACUCCUCCUCCUCUGCCCCCUAGGCCUGGCGGAGUCGAGUUUGAGGUCGCGCCGCACAACACCAAUACUGAAGCUUGGCCCAUGCUACCAAAGUGGCAGCCACCGCCACAAAUGAAACCACAGCCAAAGAAAUGGCCGGGGCCACAGCCGAUGGCACAGCUGAAGCCACAGUUGAAGCCUCAGCAGGAGCCACAGCCAAAGCCACAACCGAAGCCACGACCGAUGCCACAGCCGGAGCCAUGACCGAUGCCACAGCCGAUGCCACUGCCAGUGCCACAGCUGGAACCACAGUCACAUCAACGGAUACAGCGCACUGCAGUAGAGUCUACAGUGCCGACUCCCGAUAAAUUGUCCAAAGAAGACCAGCAAGUGGUUGUGAUGCUUCGGUCCCUCAUAAAUACCCUUUGUGUACUUUUCAGCAAGUUGCAUACUCCGUCAGUGCGAAGUGCAGUGCAAGUACUGGAUGCUCUUAAUCCAGUGCUUGCAACUCUCGAGUAAGCCCCAUAGCUCACCCACAGCCUCCUAUUUGCGCAACGACCACUGGCCCUUUGGUCGUCCCAGAUGUGAUCAACGCAGAUCACCACCUAUGUAACUCCACUUCGGUGUCACGGUGCUUCACUGCACCCAGUCAUCACUUCCUUCCUCUUUCUUUCUUUCUAUUCCCCCUUUCCCUCAUCCCCAGUGUAGGGUAGCAAACCAGACGCUUGUCUGGUUGACCUACCUGCCUUUCCUCUCCUUGCUCUCUCUCUC